Molecule: messenger RNA, 363 nt
Organism: Schistocerca serialis cubense
Lineage: Eukaryota; Metazoa; Arthropoda; Insecta; Orthoptera; Acrididae
Exons: 3
Coding region: 1-363 (120 amino acids)
Source: RefSeq, a predicted model, not a curated record
AUGCAGUCGCACCGCGUCUUCCGAGCCGGCGACACCACCUGUGCUGUGCUUUCGCUCUCGUCUGUCUGUCUGUCACUCUACCUGCCGCUGCCGCCGUUGUUUGUGUGUCCUCUGUCACGUGCGAAAUCGCCGCGUCCUCUGCCAGACCGCCACGUGCCCGCCCAGAGGUUGCUGUCGGUUAUCGCGCCCCCUUCUGCACGUGCUGCCAUGAUGGAGGAGAGCGCCUCCGCGGUGCCCGCCGCGUCCCCAGCAGACAUGGACACGUACGUGCAGCAGCUGCGGGCCGAGAAGACGCGCCUGGACUCGAACCCCGACCUGUCGCUCACGCAGCGCCUCGUCGCCACAGACAUCAUCAGAUUGUGA